AACAAACCCAAGGAUGGAGGAGCGGGAGUGCGCAGGCGCGGGCCAGAGCGCCUUCCCCUCUCCGGUCAUUUGCGCUCCCUGUACGUUCCCGCAGGGCUAACGCGCGGCGGCCGCUGCUGGUUGCCGUGGCGACAGAAAGCGCGGGAAUUACGGAUAAAUUGAAACUGCGAUUGCGCGGAGUGAGUUCUCAGGGGCUUUCGAGACAGAACACAGCUGGCGUUCUGGUCAGAUACCUGCGACCCCCGGCGUGGGGAACCCCGACGUUCUGCGCGGGGUGAAGCUGGAGACUCUGGGGAACGGGAGAGUUAAAUGGAACAUAAAGAAAUGGAUGUAUCAGCGGUUCGAGUUGAAGUACAAAAUGUCCUUAAUGCUAUGCAGAAAGUCUUGGAGUGUCCAAUUUGUCUGGAAUUGAUAAAAGAACCUGUUUCCACAAAAUGUGACCACAUAUUUUGCAAAUUCUGUAUGCUGAAAUUUCUCGACCAGAAGAAAGGACUUUCGCAGUGUCCUCUGUGUAAGAGCAGCAUAACCAAAAGAAGCCUGCAGGAGAGCACACGGUUCGGCCAGCUGGUUGAAGAGCUGCAGAAAACCAUCCACGCUUUCGAGCUGGACUGCAGCUCGCAGGUUGAAAACAGUGAUAGCUUGUCAAAAAAGCAAAGUAGUUCUCCUGAACGUGUAAAGGAGGAGAUUUCCAUCAUCCAGAGCAUGGGCUACCGAAACCGUGCUAAAAGGCUUCGGCAGAGUGAGCCCGGAAGCCCUGCUGUGCAGGAAGCUGGCCUGGGGGCCCCGCUAUCUGACCUUGCCAUCUCCAGGCCUCGGAAGAUCCAGCAGCAAGUGCAGCCUCCAAGUAAAUCUGUCUACAUUGAACUGGGGUCAGAUUCCUCUGAAGACUCAGUUACCAAGUCGUAUCACUGCAGUGUGAGGGACCAAGAAGAAUUGUUAUUCUUCACUCCGCAAGCUGCCAAGGCUGAAGCCGGCUCAGAUUCUGCAAAGCAGAGUGAUGCUGCCUGCAAGGUUCCUGAGAAGAGCAUUGCAGAAACCCACUGUCUGCAGCCCGGCUGUGUUUCAGACCCGUGUGUGGAGCUAUGUGGCACCAAGACACGAGCCAGCUCGUUACCCACCAAAGACUGCACGGGUACAGAAAAGGCUGAAGCCUGUGAUGAAAGCAGACAGCCUAGGCGUGCGGGCAACUGCGUUGGCGGAGGGGCUCCCAGCACAGAGAGUGCAGGGAAGCAGCAUGAGCAGAACCUGCCACACUCAGAGGCUCUUGGAGAGGCCCAGGAUAUCUCUUGGGUCACCCUAAAUAGCAGCAUUCAGAAAGUGAACGAGUGGUUUUCCAGGAGUGACGACACAGUGACAUCCAACCAUGCCUGCGACAGGAAGUCUGAAUCUGAUGCUGAGGAAACCGGCGCACUCAAAGCCCCAGAAGAAUCAGAGGGCUUGCCUGUCUCUUCCAUGAAAAUUGACUCACUGGCCAGUGAUGCUCAGGGAACUGCAGCCCACGCUGGCAGGAGAGCCUGCUUCAAAAGGGCAAAGGGCAAUGUACAAGAUCAGGUGUUCGGGAAAACCUACAGGCGGAAGAUGGGCUCCCCCAGCAUGGGCCUUGCGCCUGGGAAUCAAGUCAUGCCCACCCUCACUACUGCAGCACCAGUGACACCAGAGCGGCCUCUCUGCAAGCAAGUAAAGCGGAGCAGGAGAUCCACACCUUGCCUUCGCCCUGAGGAUUUUAUCAAGCAAGCUGACCUGGCAAUUGCUCAAGAGACUUCUGAGAAGAUACUCCCUGGAACAGGGCAGAUGGCAGAGAGCAGUCAGGUGACGAAUAUCCCUAAAGGCAGUUGUGAGGACAACACAGAGGGAGGUGAUGUUCAGAGGCAGCAGGAUCCUGACUCAGAGCAGUCCCUGGAGAAUGAGUCCGCUUCCAGCACCAGGGCAGAGCCCGUGAACAGCACGGGGCCGGAGCCCAGCACAAGCUGUUCACAGGCUCCCCAGGAAGACAGGCUGGGGCACAGGUCCUCAGCCAGCCGUGUGCCCCGCCCUGGCCCGCCGGAUCUCACUGAGCUGCAGACUGGUAAUCCUGCCAGCAGGGAGGAGACAAUGGCAAAAGGCUCCCAGCAAGUGCCAGGCAGGUGCAGCAGAAAGCUGCUCAUCUCAGGGCACCUGGAAACUUCCAUUGGAACCAAGGAAAGUAAGAAGCCAUGCGAACAGGGAAGGGAGAGACCAGCCGAGGCAGCCAACCCCACACCGAAGUCAGCCAACAUGCCCAGCUCGCCUGCUAGCACUUCAAGCCCUGCUCAACUUAAAGGAUUCGUCAGUCCAGGCCCACAGAAAAAGGAGGCAGAAGAGGACCCAGCAGCAGUCCAAGUGCCUGGCAGCCCCAGAGACCCCAAAGGUCCGGGGUUAGGCAGAGAAAAGGGCUUGCAAACUGUGCGGUCCACGGGGAGCACCAGCGGCUUGCUGGUCCCCGAUACUGACUGCGGCUUGCAGGGCAGCACCUCCUUGCUGGUGGACAUGGACCGGGGGCUGGUGUGGGGGGUGGCGCAACGGUGCAUGGCUCCAAAGAUGGUGGUCACAGAGCCUCAGGAGCUUCCACCUGAUGCCAGAGGUUGCACAGAAGGUUCCAGGGUUCCACUGAGCCUCAAAGUGAGCCACAUCCAGGAGGUGGUGAGUGACAUGGAAGACAGUGAGCUGGACACUCAGUAUCUGCAGGACACGUUCCAGGCUUCCAGGCGUAGGUCAUUUGCUCUGUUUUCAAAUUUAGGAAACCCGGAGAAGGGGCCCACAAAGGCCCCUGCCUGCUCCGAGUCCCUGAAGAAACAAAGCCCAGGAGUCACGGAGUGUGAGCAAAUGGAAGGUGUGGACAGGCAGGGCAGAGCCGUACGUACAGGGUCUGGGGCCCCACGCAGCGUCCACUGGGCCUCACAGCUCUGCCCAUCAGCUCAGGCUGGAGGCAACGAAACUGAGCCCCUGGCCACCGACACACUUGGAAUCCCUCGAAACCCGCAUCAGGAGCCGUCAGUGUCUGCUGUCGGGAAGGCCCGUUCUACAUCACCCGAGGAGGAGGAGAGUGGGAGCCAGAGCAUCCUCCAGGGCACGCCCAGCCCCGGGCACCACGCUCCACAGGAAGCUGGCUUGGGCUUGGGCUCGGGCUCGGGCUCGGGCUCGGGCUCGGGCUCCGGUCCUAACGAAGUGGGCUCCAGCGGCGGGCAUGGCCCAGCAGCCCUCGGGAGACCCAGGGCGCCCGAGCUGGAUGUGGUGCUCAGGUCAGGGCUGCUGCAGCCUGAGACCUGCAGGCAGGGUCUGCCCGGGGACCACUGCCAGCAACCAGAAGCACAGAAGCCCGGGGCAAGUGCAGCCUUAUCCCCGGCUGCCUGCACAGGUUUCCCUCCUGGUCCCAUCGUGGAGAACGUGGCACUGCCUGUGGGAAGGAGUCCUGCUUCUCAGGUCUGUUCCGAGACGCCCGAUGACCUGUUAGAUGAGGACAGAAGGGACGAUACCAGCUUCGCUGAGGAUGACGUGAAGGAAACGUCUGCUGUUUUUGGCAGAGGUGUCCAGAGAAGACAGUUGAGCAGGAGCCCCAGCCCUCUGACCCGUAGGGCUUUGGCCCAGGGUCACCGAAGAAGGGCACAGAAGCUGGAGUUCUCACAGGAGAACGUGUCCAGCGAAGAUGAAGAGCUCCCCUGUUUCCAGCACCUGCUGUUCACGAAGGGCACCAGGACUCCCCAGUCCACCAGGCCCAGCACUCUUGCGAUGGAGCAUGUGUUCAAAGGAACAGAAGGGAGCGUGAUGGAGCACGUGUUCAAAGGAACAGAAGGGAGCGUGAGGUCGAUGCAGACCAGCUCCUGUGACUGCACUCUCGAGCCAGCAGCCCUGGUGGUAGCAGCAAAGGCAUCCCCAGAACCCCAGCUAGACGGGGACAUCAGAUGCUCAGGCAGUUUGUUUUCGUCCCAGUGUAGCGCCCCAGAGGACUCUGCCGCCAACACAGACUCACAGGACCCCUUCCUGAUGUCGCACCCCCCUGCCGAGCUCGUGGGGCAUUGCUCUAGGAGCCAGGGGGUCAUCCUGAGUCACAGGGACGCGGUUUUUGAUGAUGAAGAUGGGGAGGCUGGCCUUGAAGGAGACAGUCACCGCACAGGGCGGAGCACGCGGUCACACUCAGAUGAGGCAGCGUCUGGGUAUGAGAGCGAGACGAACCACUCAGACGCCUGUUCGGGGCUGUCCUCGCAAAGCAGCAUCCUGACCACCCAGCAGAAGGACACCAUCCAGGACAACCUCCUGAGGCUGCAGCAGGAGAUGGCCCACCUGGAAGCCGUGCUGGAGCAGCAUGGGAGCCCACACUCAGACAGCUCCGCCUCUGUUGUGCCUGACUCCUGCCCCUCUGAGCAGCUGCCAGCCCUGGGACCACACGUGCUGGGCAGAGCAGGAUUAGCCUCAGAGGGAAGUAACAAACACCUUGUGGGCCACAGCCCCAAGGCCCUUUCUGCUGACAAGCACCCUGCGUCUCCACACUGUCCCACCCAUGAAGACGAGGAGCCAGGAGCCAAAAGGGCAUCCCCUCCCGGGUCUUCCGUGGCCAAUGGCAGGUGGUCUGUGCGCAGCCAGCCCAGGAGGCUGCAGGACAGAGGCCGCCCGGCUCCGGAGCAGCUGGCUGAGGCUGUGUGUGUUGAGGAGGGACUGGGAGUGUUGGGGCCGCACAGUCCAAUGGCACCAGCAUGUCUGCCACGUCAGAAGCCAGUGGGCACCUCUGACCUGGAAUCCGGAACCAGCCUCUUCCCAGACAGCCCUGAACCCACAUCCGCCAAAGAUGGAGCUCCCUUGGCAUGGAAAUUAUUCCAGGGCCAGGUUGCUUGGAGCCCAGCUGCUGUUCAGGCCCCUGACCCUGCCGGGGGAGCCUCAAGGGAAGAAGACGUGAGCACUGGACUGGUCCCCAGGAGAGUGUCCCUGGUGGUAUCAGGCCUGAGUGCCAGGGAGUCGAUGCUGGUGCAGAAGUUUGCUAGGAAACACUGCAUGGCACUGACCAGUGCGGUCACUGAAGAGACCACGCACGUGGUCAUGAAGACAGACACCGACCUUGUGUGCAAGCGGACGCUGAAGUACUUCCUGGGCAUCGCGGGAGGAAGAUGGGUGGUUAGCUAUCUCUGGGUGACCCAGUCGAUGAAGGCGGGCAGGGUACUGGAUGAGCAUGACUUCGAAGUCAGAGGAGACGUGAUCAACGGAAGGAGCCAUCAAGGUCCAAGGCGUGCAAGGGAGUCCCAGGACAGGCAGAUCUUCAGAGGCCUGGAUGUCUACUGCUAUGGGCCCUUCACCAACAUGCCCACAGAUCAGCUUGAGUGGAUGCUGCAGCUGUGCGGGGCAACUGUGGUCAAGGAGCUGUCGUUGCUGCCUCUCGGCACCGCAGCUCGCUCCAUUGUGGUCACGCAGCCGGACGCCUGGACAGAGGAUGGCAGCUUCCCGGCCCUAGGCCAGCUGUGCCAGGUACCUGUGGUGACCAGAGAGUGGGUGCUGGACAGCGUGGCCCUCUACCAGUGCCAGGAGCUGGCUGCCUAUCUCAUUCCACAUGGCCCUCACAGACCCCGCUGACUGCAGCCACCCGCAGGCCUGGGCCACAGGACCCGGAGAACGCACGUCAGAAGCAGCCUUGUCCAGGCACAGUGUUGUGUUGCGUGCCUGUCAUCCCAGACCUGUCUGUGAGGCUGAGGCAGGAGGAUUGCAAGUAUCCAGGCAACUCAGCAAGACACUGUCAAAAAAUAAAAGGGAAAAAUAAAAAAAUUAAAAAUUUUUUUAAAAAAAGGCAGGGGCCAGGGUGCAGGUCAGUGCAAAGGCUCCGGGUUUCCCUGGACUGAGGAAUGGGCGGGUGGGGCUCCACAGGCUGGGAGUGCCCUAUAUUCCUUCUGCAGUCCUGUGUCCACACAGCUUCUGUGCAGAAAAGCCUGGGAAGGGCUUGGGCCCCCAGGUUUCCCGCUCAGGGUUGCCUUUGGGCUCUGCAGAGCUGUGUGAUUUCUGGCUAAGCCUGCCGAUGUGCAGGAGGCAGGUUCCUUCAUUGUCCUCGGCUGAGGCAGAGCCGCUGGGACCUGUAAUGGGGCCUGAAGCUGAGGCAGAUGUGGAAGUGAAGCCUUGGGGAGAUAAGGCACAGAACUGAAUGUGGGGCUCAGGUAGUUAGGGAUCUUGGAAUCUGAUGCAGGAGCUGUCCAACACCUCCCACCUUGGCACCAGUGUCCAGAGUGGUCUGCAAUCCCCAUGUCUGCUAGCCUUCACCUGUGGUGCCAGGAGCAGGUGUACCAGGGCCGAGGGGUGAGCCCGGGAGGGGCUGGAGCUCCCUGAGGUAGUUCCUUCCCCCUUGCUGAGUGCUACAGCUCCAUAAACAAUUUUGCUGAAGGAAAAGGAGGUUUUCAUAAACUACCCAGGACUGGUCCUGGCUAUGGAACACAUUGGGUCCUUCAUAGUUCUGGUGCACAGCCCGGACCUGAAGGUGCAAAACGUGUGUAAAUGCUGUGUUGUUAACUCUGCGAAUAAACUUGGUAGCAGACACUGCAACCAAGAA
Messenger RNA from Cavia porcellus (domestic guinea pig), 6535 nucleotides. It is a transcript of the gene Brca1, whose product is annotated as BRCA1 DNA repair associated. The transcript has 24 exons. Gene Ontology annotation, biological process: dosage compensation by inactivation of X chromosome; negative regulation of fatty acid biosynthetic process; double-strand break repair via homologous recombination. Gene Ontology annotation, molecular function: zinc ion binding; DNA binding; ubiquitin-protein transferase activity. Bases 310 to 5574 code for a protein of 1754 amino acids. The record is from RefSeq and is a predicted model, not a curated record. Gene Ontology annotation, cellular component: BRCA1-BARD1 complex; nucleus; BRCA1-A complex. Lineage: Eukaryota; Metazoa; Chordata; Mammalia; Rodentia; Caviidae.